AUGUCUCUCAAAUCUCUGACGAUGUUGGCUGGUAUGCUGUCGGUCAGCGCCGGCUCUUUUCUCCAAUCAGAUGGAGAUCAAGUUCCUAUUGUCUCUGAUUCAUCACGAAGGCCUAACAUCGUUUUCAUUCUGACUGACGAUCAAGACCUGCACAUGAACUCGCUGGAUUAUCUCCCCUUUAUCAAGAAACAUUUGAUCGACCAAGGCACCCUAUAUAAGAGACACUUCUCUGCGCACAAUACCAAUGUCACUGACAUCUUUCCUCCGUACGGUGGAUAUCCCAAGUUCGUGGCCGAGGGCCACAACGAGAACUACCUACCCAAAUUCCUCCAGGACGUGGGCUAUAACACAUACUACACUGGAAAACUGUUCAAUGCUCAUACCGUGGACAACUAUAACACUCCCCACGCAGCUGGAUGGACGGGAUCCGAUUUCUUGCUCGACCCAUUCACUUAUUCUUACCUCAACGCCACAUUUCAACGGAACCAGGAUCCUCCGGUGAGCUAUGAGGGCGAAUACAGUACGGAUGUUCUGGCAGGCAAGGCUUUGGGCUUCCUCGACGACGCCGUGGCUGCGUCUGAGCCCUUCUUCCUGGGGAUCGCUCCUGUUGCACCUCACUCAAACGUCCAAUCCAAUGUUAUCAGCAAUGGCAGCGCUCACGAUCCGCAUGGCAUCGUGGCAACGCCACCGAUUCCCGCCGAGAGGCAUGCCCAUCUUUUCCCCGAUGCCAUUGUCCCGCGAACGGACAACUUCAAUCCUGAGAAGGUGUCUGGAGCCAACUGGGUUCGACAACAACCGCGACAAAGCGCCGAAAAUGUCGCGUUCAAUGAUCAUUUCUAUCGUAACAGACUUCGAGCUUUGCAGGCGGUCGACGAGCUGGUCGAUUCUGUGGUUUCCAAAUUGGAAGAAUAUGGUAUUCUCGAAGAGACAUACAUCUUUUAUACCACUGAUAAUGGCUACCAUAUCGGACAUCACCGUCUUCAACCCGGAAAGGAGUGCAGUUAUGAAGAGGACAUUAACAUCCCUCUCAUCGUCCGUGGCCCUCAAGUCCCGGAAGGCAAAGUCGCCGAAGUUGUGACAACACAUCAAGACUUAGUGCCUACAAUGAUGGGCCUUGCGCAAGCACCUCUGCGUGCUGAUUUCGAUGGUCUAGCUAUCCCCCUAACCGAGGAAGAUUUUGGUGAUGCUGAAAAGACGAGACAUGAGCAUGUCACAGUCGAGUAUUGGGGCUUUGCGGCCUCCGAGGGUCCUUGGGGGUACUUUGGUCGGAAUGAGUCGUUUGUAUUCAACAAUACUUACAAGGCUCUACGCGUGGUUUCAAAAGAAUAUAACCUUCAUUACUCGGUAUGGUGUAAUAACGAGCAUGAGCUAUACGACCUCAAUACCGACCCGGGUCAACUGAACAAUCUUUUGCAUGAAGAAUCCCAGGCAUCAUCGCUUCUUGGACUUCCAAUUGAGAAGAUUGUUUCUCGUCUGGACUCGUUAUUGCUUGCAACGUCGACACUCUGCGUGACGCACUUUCACCGCGAUUCGACAGUUUCUAUCAGCAACAACAAGUUCGAGUUGAGUAUUCACGUUGCGAGAUGGGCUAUCUUGUAG
Colletotrichum gloeosporioides is the source of this 1599-nucleotide messenger RNA. RefSeq names its product Arylsulfatase. The record is from RefSeq and is a predicted model, not a curated record. Gene Ontology annotation, biological process: phenol-containing compound metabolic process. Lineage: Eukaryota; Fungi; Ascomycota; Sordariomycetes; Glomerellales; Glomerellaceae. Gene Ontology annotation, molecular function: arylsulfatase activity; glycosaminoglycan binding; N-acetylglucosamine-6-sulfatase activity. The coding region runs from base 1 to 1599 and encodes 532 amino acids. The transcript is spliced from 5 exons.